Linepithema humile (Argentine ant) is the source of this 2637-nucleotide messenger RNA. Its product is annotated as A disintegrin and metalloproteinase with thrombospondin motifs adt-2-like. Gene Ontology annotation, biological process: proteolysis. The record is from RefSeq and is a predicted model, not a curated record. Gene Ontology annotation, molecular function: metalloendopeptidase activity. Lineage: Eukaryota; Metazoa; Arthropoda; Insecta; Hymenoptera; Formicidae.
UUAAAUAGAGACAAACAAACUAAACAUGUUUCUUUUAUUGAAAUUGGUAUUAAUAAUUUUAAUAAAUCUGACGCACGCGUAUAUCACACAAGAUAGCGAAAUAAUAUUGCUGCCGGCAUGGAACCCGGUAAAAGCAAAAAAGAUUCCAUUAACUCUGAAAGUUUUCGGAAAAUUCAUACAGCUCAACCUGCGUAGAAAUGAUCAGGUUGCAUCGUCUGCGUUCGAUGUAUGGGGAAAUAACGCAAGAGGUGUUGCAGAAAAAUUGUGGAAGUUGAAAGCACCGAAUAUUUGCUUCUAUCUUCACGAGAAUCAGUUCAGCUUUGCGGCCAUCAACUUUUGUCAAGAACAUGGAUUGAAAGGAAUUAUUUUUGUGGAAGACGAUAUAUUAGAGAUUCGGUCUUUGCGGAACGUGUUCACACCAUUGUUUGUCAUCGACGAUUUCUGCGUUACAAAAGAGAAGAAUCUUUCAUUCGGCAUACCUUACCUCGUUAAAAGAUCGCUGCCAUAUUUCGCCGAUUCCGAUCUUUUGCACAAUAUCAGAUUAAAACGAGGUUACAUCGAUGAAAUACAAAGAACAAAAAAAAGGGAAACACAAAAACCAAACGUGCAAGUAAAAUUUACUAUAGAAUUGGCCGUAUUCGUUGAUGUAAAUGCAUAUCGCAAAUUAAAAUCUAUUCUACACGAUGAUACAAAGAUUAACGAUAUGAUGUAUGCAUAUGUGAAUAAUAUUCAGAUUUUCUUUCAUCAUCCGACUUUGGGUAUCCCUAUUGAUAUUUCUUUGGUUCAUCUGGAUAUUUGGUCACAACAACCAUCAGGUUUCCUCGUGUUUGACAACAAUGUCGCAGUACUGCUCCCUUCGUUUUGCAAAUACGCGGAAACUCUCAAUCCUUCACAAGGUGAUCCAAAUCACUGGGAUAUUGGUCUUUACAUAACCGGAAAAACACUUUAUAGGCGUAUACGUGUGUAUCGUGGGAAGUGGGGGCGUACGUCUUACCGAAAUGAAGAAGUUUGGGGACAAACUUACUUUGAUGACGCAUGCAGCGAGCAUUAUUCAUGCGCUGUAGUUCAAUUUCUUCCAAAUGAAAUCGAAAGUUCAGGUUUAAAAUCGUCUCUUAAUGCCGUUCAUUUAAUCGGCAAUCUUUUAGGAUUGGACGAGGAUUCCGACGAGAACCAAAAAAAUGAAUACAUGAACGAUGUGUCCAUAAUGUCACGUGUUCGGCCCUAUCGAGGAAACAUAACAUGGUCAUCAAAAAGUCGUGAAAAGAUAAAAAUUCAGUUGGAAAAAAAAUCGUGUUUGCGAGAUAAUAUGAAACGGAAAAAGCUCGAUGAUAAUGACGAUGUUAAUAACGAUGACUAUGAUGAUAAUUGGUCGACAUCUGCCAUAUUUCAAGAUUCGCAAUAUUACGGUUUACCCGGAAGAGAAUGGACCGCUAAAGCACAAUGCGAAUUAUUUUUGCGCGACAAAGAUGCAAAUGUGGUCACGUUACAUGGUAUAUGUCAAAAUUUACAGUGUGAGACGCCACAGAAGAAUAAGUUUUACAUCGCCGGACGCGCGUUGAAUGGAACUUAUUGCGCACUCGGGAAAGAAUGUCGUGGCGGAAAAUGCGUGCCCAUUAUCGAACCGCCGUAUAUUUUUAAAUAUUGUGAAGUCGACAACUGGAGUGAAUGGAAGGAAGACUCUUGUAAAAGCAGUUGCUUAAGGAAAUCCAAAGGCGUACUUGUCAAACGACGUUCUUGCGAACAUAGGGCUCAUAGAACGGCAAAUUGCAUAGAACCAUAUUACGACAUGGUUAUAUGCGAUGAUUUCUUACUCUGCACUGAUGAGCGAUGGACGAUCGACGAGAUUACUACCACAAAAUGCAGAAAGUUUAACAAAUUUGCGAAAGAUGCAAAUUUGACGGGCAAACUGUCAGUAAAUCUGCCGGGGCGACAGUAUCCUCAUGAUGCCAAGGAACCGUGGAAAGCAUGUACUAUAUACUGUCGAAAGAAAAAAUCAUCUGAUUACUACGCUCCACGCCAAGAAAUGCUCAAUAUUGGUGUCGACCCGUACUUUCCCGAUGGAACGUUGUGUCACAAGAAAGAUGGCCAGGAUUAUUACUGCCGGCAGCAUCAUUGUCUGCCGGAAAAUUACUCAUUCGAAGAAUAUAAAUAAUUUGAAAAAUUAUUGACGGGAUCAAUUGACAUGAUCAAAAUGUAUAAAUGAGAAUCCAAGGAACAAAAAUUGCAAACUGCGUGACAGUUUAGAACCGUUGAUCAAUUUGUUACCAUUUGAUUUGGAGUAGAGACUUUCCACUAAAUUAUUUAUUGUUAACAUCUGUUUCACUCAUUGUCUAUUUUUUAUGUCAUCAAAACAAAUUUAUAAAUAAUUAUCUAGAUUUUUUUAUUAUUAAAAACAAAAUUUAUCGAUUACUGUUAGUAAAAACAAAAGAAGGGAAUUGUAAUUAAAGAUAUGUUCAUGACAAGGAAGUAUAAUGUAUUAAAUAUAAUGAAGGCAUUAUUAUUACAUUCGAAAGAAGUGUCGAAAUGUGAUUACGUAAAGCAGAAUAAUUAUCCGCUAUGUCAUCCAAUUCCAAAUUGCUUAAUGUUUAAUUAAUGUUCUAUUAAUUUGUAAAAAAAAUAUAAAUAUUCGAAACAAAA